This is a messenger RNA of Pelmatolapia mariae (spotted tilapia), 807 nucleotides long. RefSeq lists its product as uncharacterized. Lineage: Eukaryota; Metazoa; Chordata; Actinopteri; Cichliformes; Cichlidae. Bases 109 to 807 code for a protein of 232 amino acids. The transcript is spliced from 2 exons. The record is from RefSeq and is a predicted model, not a curated record.
CGCGAGAGAGGGCAUCGGUGACUCUUGGAUGUUGUUAAAUUCCGCGAUAGAUACACCGCUAGUAAAUACAAAAACAACUUUAACUGUAAUGGUUGUGCUUUUAAUAAGAUGGAGGUAAUCGAGACAAUUGUGAUACAAAACUCCGAAGUGGAAGGAAAGGAAACGGUCGUGUCCAGUGUGGAUACGGAUAAAACAAAAGCAGAAUUUAUCUGGACAGUUCAGGCUACAUGGCAUCUAGUCAAUACCCGGCUUGAAAUGGAUCAGGCCUUUGACCAGCCAGUGUGCAAGAAAAAGAAACUCUGGGAAAUGGUUGCAGAGAAGGUCAAUGCCAAACUGAGGGAGUCAGAGGUCACUGAUGUCACUGUGAAGGCGUACGAAUGUGAUCUCAAGUGGAGAAACAUGCUGGCCACAUACAGAAAAAACGCAGAGAGGGCCAAGAGGUUGGGAGUGACCAGCGUCCACUGGGAGUUCUUCAAAGCUAUGCACGAAGUCCUGGGUAAGAGCAGGGAGGAGAUCGAAGCCCAGCGCAGGGCCAAACUCAGCGGGACCAAAGUAGGAAAAGCUAUAGCGAGCAAGAGGUUUACCCCUAUCCUCCCUACGCCUCCUGCAACAGCCGCUCCCUGCCCCACCAGGCCUCCGCAGGAUGUCCUGCAGCUGUACAUGGAGCUGCAGGAGAGGAAGAUGAACAUGUGGGCGCAGCAGAAAGCGCUGGAGGAGCGAAAAAUAGAGGCCAUCAACAACCUGGCCCAAGCCAUCUCCAGCCUGGCUCAGAAGAACAGCACACAGAUAUCAAAGGAUGGACAUUAG